Trachymyrmex cornetzi is the source of this 579-nucleotide messenger RNA. RefSeq lists its product as uncharacterized. Lineage: Eukaryota; Metazoa; Arthropoda; Insecta; Hymenoptera; Formicidae. The transcript has a single exon. The record is from RefSeq and is a predicted model, not a curated record. Bases 1 to 579 code for a protein of 192 amino acids.
AUGCUCAACUACCGCAAUUAUUUUACGUUCUUUGACAAAGUACACUCCGCCAAAAGUAUAUCAUCAUAUCAGAGCUCAUUCGCCCAUUUAAGCGAACUUCAAUGGGCUGAUCCGCAGCCCUCAAGCGCCGACCCGAUCGAAAUGAUCAUCGGCGCCGAUCUAUAUGGUUCCGUUCUGUUACCGGGUCUCCGCAAAGGUUCCGCCGACAGGCCAGCGGCACAGAACUCCAUUUUCGGCUGGAUUAUUUCCGGACCGAUUUCAACGAGUUCAUCUUCUCACGCGUGUCACGUGUCCGUGCACCACACGACACUGACCUCACAUCUCAAUGAUGAAAUUCGACGGUUCUGGGAGAUCGAAGAACUUCCGCAACUCUCAUACUUCACCCCUGAGGAACAACGUUGUGAAGAACAUUUCCGAACAACACAUUCUCGCGAUGCUAAUGGACAUUACGUCGUACGGCUACCGUUCAAAAGCAAUACCCCUCUUCAAAUUGGCGAAUCACGGCACAUUGCCUUAUCGCUUCUCUCACGUUCUGAAGGCCGCCUUCAAAAUCAGACAGAUAUCGCUACCGAAUACUGA